CUCUCUCUCUGGGACCCAAACUUGUUUCAGGAAAAAGCGCCUGAACAUAUUUUCUCUCUGAAGAAACAGGACGGCGGUGUCCGUGCCAAAGGAGAAGGCGUAAACUUCCUCCAAACAUUUCCUUCGCCAUCUCCGCUUUCGAGACUUUUUGUGGAAUCGUUUGUAACGAGAGGAGUUUUUUUUAUGGUCUGGUUUUUCCACCUCCGACAGCACCUGGUUGUUUCUCUUCUUACACGGAUUCCUGCUUCCUCUCCUCAAACAUUUGAAUUGUGCGGACAUGGACUGGGGAACAGAUCUCUGGGACCAGUAUGAUCACAUCGACAAGCAUACGCAGUCGGGCCUCGACCUGGUGGAGCGGUACAUAAAGUUUGUGAAGGAACGGACAGAAAUAGAGCAGAGCUACGCCAAACAACUCAGGAAUCUAUCAAAGAAAUAUGCAAAACGAGGAAGCAAAGAUGAGCAAGACUGCAAAUUCAGCAAUCACGCCUCCCUCCAGGAGAUCCUGAACGAGCUGAACGAUUACGCCGGCCAACGGGAGCUCAUCGCUGAAAAUAUGAUGACCGGUAUCUGUGUGGACCUCACCAAGUACCUCCAGGAUCUCAAACAGGAGCGCAAAACACACCUGGCUGAUGCCAAGAAGGCCCAGCAGAACUUAGAGAUCACCUUUAAACAACUAGAAAGUACAAAGAAGCGCUUUGCCAAGGAGUGGGGAGAGGCUGAGAAAGCCACACAACAAGCCGAAAAAACGGAGAAUGACCUCAAUGCCACCAGGCUGGAUGUUGAAAAAGCCAAGCAACAUGCCCAUGCCCGCACACACACAGCGGAGGAGUGCAGGAACGACUAUGCUGCACAGCUCCAGAAAUACAACAAGGAACAAAACUUAUUCUACUACACGGAGAUACCGCAGAUCUUCAAUAACAUGCAGGACAUGGAUGAGAGGAGGAUUCAGCGAAUGGCGGAGGGAUACUGCCAGUUUGCGGACAUCGAGAAGAAAGUGCAGCCCAUCAUCUCAAAGUGUUUAGAAGGGAUUUUCAAUGCAGGAGGGAAAAUUAAUGAAAAACAGGACUCGAUGCUGUUCAUAGAGCAGCACAAAUCUGGUUUUGAGCGACCUGCAGAUGUUGAGUUUGAAGACUACACCCAGGGAAUCAAAUCAGCCACCUCUGAGUCAAGCCUCAACCCUCCUAAAGUGCGCGCCAAGCUCUGGCCUUUCAGCAAGAAGACCAAGAUAUCGCAUGCUGAAAAGCACAUGCCGCUUCCUGCAGAAGAUUUCUCUCACCUUCCCCCGGAGCAGAGGAAGAAGAGGCUGCAGUCAAAGAUUGAUGACAUCUCUAAAGAGCUGCAAAAGGCACUGGACCAAAGCGAGGCACUGGAGAAGAUGAAGGGUGUGUACGAGCAGAAUCCACAGAUGGGAGACCCCUCCUGUCUGGAGCCUCAGAUCUCAGAAACUGCUCAAAACAUCGGCCGCCUGAGGGGGGAGUUAGCCAAAUAUGAGACGUGGCUGUCAGAAGCAGUGGGAGGAGAGGAGUCUUCCAACGCCAUCAACAAUAAUACUCAACACACUGGCGUAGCAGCUGAACUGCCUCAGAAUAUCUACCUAGAGUUUGAUGACGAGUUUGAUGACGUAGAAACCCCUGUUGGCCAGUGCACGGCUCUGUACACUUUUCAAGGCAACAGCGAAGGCACCAUUUCCAUUACCGAGGGUGAGCUGUUGAGUAUAAUGGAGGAGGAUAAAGGAGACGGAUGGAUGCGAGUACUUAGAGCCGGUGGAGAAGAGGGCUAUAUUCCUUCAUCCUAUGUUAAACUUUCCCCAUAACACAUACACAUACACACACUUAGAGCUUUUGAUGAAUAGCAAGUUAUGAGCCAGAGGUGAAUACAAAGUCAUCCAUGAUAAUUGGAGCUUUUCUCUACAUCUUUUAUCUCAGCCUGUGACGUGUCUGGCGAGAUGAAAGCGAGUGAUUAGGAAGCUUCUUAUCGAGGCUGAUUGCAAUAUUAUAAAGUGCCUAUCUCUACUCGCUGCUGCAGGGGAGGCCGUCUCUAAACUCAGACCCUCUGAUCUUUAUACACUUCAGCUCUUUUAAAUCCAAACUUCUGAAUGUAUAGCUGAACUUUUUGGUCACUUCGUUAAGUGAUAACUCUUGUAACAUAUUCAGCAUCAUAGUAGCAUGACGCUACAUUUCUUUAUGUUGAUAUAUCCAUUCACUUGACUUUCCCACUGCCAUCUCUAAUAACCUGCUGAGCAUUUUUCUUUGUGUAUCACCGGCCCUCUGCUUAAACCUCUCUCCUGACAGGAUAAUGUGAGUUUUUCUUUUAAUCUUUUUGAUGUUUUAUGACUAAUAACUGGAUGAAAACCACUACUCUGUAGGGAGUGCACACAAUAAGGUCUGUCACAGUAAAGGAUAGGUUCACUUUUAUAUCAUGUCUUUCCUAAAACAUUAGUCAGGUGCCACUGAGAUAGGUUUUGCUUGCUGCAAUCAUUUCCUGUUGUUCAUUCUGGCCUCUUCCUAAGUUGCUUCUAUUCUAAGGGAAUGGAGACAAAAAUCCACGAUCAAGUUUUUGAAAAAAAGUAUAUGUGGCUUCAUCACUUGAAGUUAAAGGGGCCCUAUUGUGCUUUUUGGGGGUCUCCCGUUCCCGUAGUGUGUUUUAUAGGUUAUUUUGCAUGUAAAGGGUCUACAAAGGCUAAAAUCCCUGAAAAUGCCUCCAUUGGAGUCCUUUAUUUACUUCCGGGACAUAGUGACAUCACUACAUACCACUCACGCUUCUAGUGACUAGUACUCCGUGAUAGGCUUUGGGUUUUUUUUUGGUAAUAAUACCAGAAAUAUUCUAAUAAAGAAAUAAUUACAGCGAGCAAAAGCUGCUCCAAUGAACAGUGCAUAGGGGCACAUGGACCUAAUCUCUUAUCUCCAGAUGAUGUUAUAGUUUCUUUAAAAAUGUUUUGUGAAUUAAACACGCGUGUAAAAAGAAAACAACAAGCACAGUGGCAAGAAUGAACAUUAAAGUAAAAAUACAGCAUUUACCUUGUUAGCAUUCCUGGCAGAAGUAUGUACGAGGUCACUGAUUUAGAGAUCAUCACAUAGCAUGGACAUAAAAAUCAGUCCUUGUCUUUGCACGGAAAUUGCAGUGUGUUUUCAAUUCUGCUCAGCCGUUUCUACUUUAACAUUUUUAUGUUCCUCACUUUUGUAUACUGGUUUUUAAACAGUUAAACCACCUGUUGUCCUAUAUUGAGCCUUUUAUAUGAUCACUCCUAGUUACAUUCUCAAACACUCUUUGAACAAUGGACAUGUUUAAAACCUUUGACAUUAUUCUGAAUUUAAAUCCAGUUGACUUGUUAAAUCAAAAUUCCUAAAGUACCUGUGCCUUAUACAGUCAAUGAACUAGUUCAAAAUACUCUUACUUCUUCUUCCUUAUUGAAAAAUGAUCUAGAAUUAAUUUAAAAAAACAUUAUUUAUAUCAAAAGUUUAACUGCCUGCCUACUUACCUACACAGCACAAUAAUUGGACAACCGUUUGUAGACUCAAACUUUUCAUUUAACGUGAGUAAAUACAUCAAACCUCUUGUGUCAAACUGCACAAACAUCAAUCUGCACAGAAUUCCUGGAAUAUUCAUAAAAAGCAACACUUGUUAUGGAAUAUAGGGGAACUAAAAUCUCUCUUUGAGCCACAUAAUGUUUACCGAUCUCUUUCUCUACCACUCUGUCCUGCACUAGUAGACUUUUGUUUUUUUAACAUUUAAGGGGUAUUAUUGUAUGAGAUCAUUCUAAAAGGAAAAUGUAUGUAUUUACAUGUUUUGUCUGAGUCAUAAAGUGUAAAGAAAAAUA
Eleginops maclovinus (Patagonian blennie) is the source of this 3817-nucleotide messenger RNA. Its product is annotated as cdc42-interacting protein 4 homolog. Gene Ontology annotation, biological process: signal transduction. Gene Ontology annotation, molecular function: protein binding. Lineage: Eukaryota; Metazoa; Chordata; Actinopteri; Perciformes; Eleginopidae. The transcript is spliced from 15 exons. Bases 278 to 1813 code for a protein of 511 amino acids. The record is from RefSeq and is a predicted model, not a curated record.